Rotaria sp. Silwood1 is the source of this 525-nucleotide messenger RNA. Lineage: Eukaryota; Metazoa; Rotifera; Eurotatoria; Philodinida; Philodinidae. The record is from the annotation of a GenBank genome assembly.
AUGAGUGCUUUUUUUGAUUUACAUAAGCAAGAUUUCAUUACACGACUAGAAGAAAAUGGUAAAAUAAAGCCAAGACAAAAACAAACAACAACAAAAAUUUAUUCAACACCAUCAGUAUUAACAAAAGAAAAUCAUGUUGAAUUCAUACAUACUUCAAUAAAGAAAUGGGUUGAAGAUACCAAAGAAAAUGUGAAUUUGGAUAACUUAGAAUUAAAGCCAGAUGCUGAUUAUACACUAACAAUAACUAAUAAUGAUAAUGAUCUUGAAGGUUCAAUAAGAUGUAAAUGUGGUGUUAAAAUAAAAUUAAGGAAAAGAGAUGGUAAAUUUCAAAUUACCAAUUUUUACAAACAUUUAAGAUCCUUAACAUGUUCUAUGAUAAAAGAAAAAAAGAAUCAUAGUCAACAACAUCAAAUGUUGCAUAAUAUUAUCGAUAAUAAUAAUUAUGACGUCGAAAAUAAUAACAAUUAUCAAACGACAGAUUCUUUACCAGCAACACCACAACAAUCAUUAUCACAAACAUUUUGA